Haliotis rubra (blacklip abalone) is the source of this 555-nucleotide messenger RNA. RefSeq lists its product as uncharacterized. NCBI's taxonomy places the organism in Eukaryota, Metazoa, Mollusca, Gastropoda, Lepetellida, Haliotidae. The transcript is spliced from 2 exons. The coding region runs from base 1 to 555 and encodes 184 amino acids. The record is from RefSeq and is a predicted model, not a curated record.
AUGUCAUUUGCCUACCUGUGUAACAACAGCAUGUCAUUUGCCUAUCCAUGUAACAACAGUCUGUCAUUUGCCUACCUGUGUAACAACAGCAUGUCAUUUGCCUGCCUGUGUAACAUGUCAUUUGCCUCCCUGUGUAACAACAGCAUGUCAUUUGCCUGCCUGUGUAACAUGUCAUUUGCCUCCCUGUGUAACAACAGCAUGUCAUUUGCCUACCUGUGUAACAACAUGUCAUGUGCCUCCCUGUGUAACAACAGUCUGUCAUUUGCCUCCCUGUGUAACAACAGCAUGUCAUGUGCCUCCCUGUGUAACAACAGUCUGUCAUUUGCCUCCCUGUGUAACAACAGUCUGUCAUUUGCCUACCUGUGUAACAACAGUCUGUCAUUUGCCUACCUGUGUAACAACAGCAUGUCAUUUGCCUCCCUGUGUAACAACAGCAUGUCAUUUGCCUCCCUGUGUAACAACAGUCUGUCAUUUGCCUCCCUGUGUAACAACAGCAUGUCAUUUGCCUACCUGUGUAACAACAGUCUGUCAUUUGCCUCCCAGCUCUACAUGUAA